Molecule: messenger RNA, 1522 nt
Organism: Salvia splendens (bonfire salvia)
Lineage: Eukaryota; Viridiplantae; Streptophyta; Magnoliopsida; Lamiales; Lamiaceae
Product: ATP-dependent zinc metalloprotease FTSH 11, chloroplastic/mitochondrial
Exons: 6
Coding region: 637-1269 (210 amino acids)
Biological process (GO): proteolysis; protein import into chloroplast stroma
Cellular component (GO): chloroplast
Molecular function (GO): metalloendopeptidase activity; ATP-dependent peptidase activity; ATP binding
Source: RefSeq, a predicted model, not a curated record
UUGUAUGGAAUUUCCCAUUAGCAUGGUGAUAUGUUGACCCUCUCUCUCGUUGUUCCGAAGUUACAAUGCACACGCCACACUUUGUUACGCAUGCUUCAUCCCUGAAUUUCUACGCCAAAUCUCCAAAAAAUCGAUUUCUUUGAAUCGUUCAAGAACCAACAAUGUCAAUAUCACUUCAGGCUUUUAUCAUCUGCAAGCACUCAAUCCCCCAAUCAAAACCUCUCCUCUUCUCCUCUCCUCUCAAUUUCAUUUCCCUAGAAGAUCAAUCGGCGGCUCCGCCAAAUCAUCCUCGCCCCUCAGGUCAAGAAUCGGGGGGCGAUGUGAAGAAUGAAAGAAGGGUGCCGAUUGUGGUGUUUCUGGUGGGGGUAUUCGCGAGGCUGAGAGAGGGGUUCGAGAAGCUUCUGUAUUCGGAUUGGUUUAGCUGGUGGCCGUUUUGGAGGCAGGAGAAGCGGUUGGAGAGGUUGAUUGCCGAGGCUGAUUCCAAUCCCAAGGAUGCUGCUAAACAGAGCGCUCUUUUAGUGGAGCUCAAUAAGCACAGAUCUUGCCAAUUUGGUAAAUAUUGCUGCCAUUAAAGCUGCUGUGGAAGGUGCAGAGAAGUUGAAUGCAGCACAGUUAGAGUUUGCCAAAGACAGGAUAAUGAUGGGAACUGAAAGGAAGACGAUGUUUCUAUCAGAAGAUUCGAAGAAGCUUACUGCGUAUCACGAGAGUGGCCAUGCUAUCGUUGCCUUGAACACUGAAGGUGCACAUCCAAUCCACAAAGCAACAAUUAUGCCACGGGGAUCUGCUCUGGGAAUGGUCACCCAGCUUCCUUCUAACGACGAGACUUCAAUCAGCAAGAAGCAACUGCUGGCGCGUCUUGAUGUUUGUAUGGGGGGAAGAGUGGCCGAAGAGCUUAUCUUUGGCAAGGAUCAUGUGACUACUGGAGCGAGUAGUGAUCUCAACACAGCGACCAAGCUUGCUCAGUAUAUUGUAUCAAGUUGUGGGAUGAGUGAUGAAAUCGGACCAGUUCAUAUUAAAGAAAGACCUAGUUCAGAAAUGCAAUCUCGUAUUGACGCAGAAGUUGUCAAAUUAUUGCGGGAGGCUUAUAAUCGUGUAAAAGCUCUGCUGAAAAAGCAUGAGAAGGCAUUACAUGCUCUUGCAAAUGCACUUUUGGAGUACGAGACUCUUAACGCGGAAGAGAUAAAGCGUAUACUCGUACCUUACAGUGGAUCUGAGUUAUUCGUUGAGCUGGAGCAGCAGCAGGCGGAAGAGGAGCUUGUAUUGGCUUAAAGCUUGGGUCUCCUAACGGGAGAGUUGUGUACAGAGGGAGGAAGGGUAUAAUUAGCUCAUUAGCAUUCAACAUACUUAAUUUAGCCAUUUUAAUCUCAUCCCAGAAAUUUUUUGUUCUAGUUGAAGUUGGAUUACCUAUACAAAAUUGAAAGGUAGGCCAAAUUACAUUGGGAAACUGUACCCUGAAAUUGGGAAAUUUUGGAUAUAAUUUAAACUAUGAAAUACAGAUUUAUGGGAUGUCUGUUUGCUGAGA